Molecule: messenger RNA, 965 nt
Organism: Miniopterus natalensis
Lineage: Eukaryota; Metazoa; Chordata; Mammalia; Chiroptera; Miniopteridae
Source: RefSeq, a predicted model, not a curated record
GGACUAGUAUGUCGGUUAGAACCAAUGGCGUCCAUAAUGGAGGGUCUUCAAUGCCACAUUAAUUGCUUUUCAAUGUCCAACUGAUAGAUGAUUUCUAUACCAAAAAUGAGGGAUUUUCCACUUGUAUAGGAUUCCAUUAAAUAGUGCCAUUCCACCCUCCAAACCCCACCCCCACCCCUGGCAUUUGCAGGGAUGGAACUGGUGGUGGAGACUCCAGGCUGGAGGCUGCCCAUGAAAACCAGAUGAGGCUGGAAAGGGGAGGCUGUGGGAUGAUGGAGGUGGUUCACCAGCUGGGCUUCUGUCUUCCUCAGUCUCCCCUGGGCAGACGAAGAGCCCAUUCUAAGCCCAUUGAGGAGCCAGUGGUGCAGCCUGUUGAGCAGAAACUGGAAGACCCUCAGGUCUCUGGGGAGUUGGGCACGGAGGUGACAGGCAGGGGCGGCAGGAAGCCUGGAGAAAUUCUUUCCCCGCCUGAGUGGAGAUCUGAACUCCCAGCCAUCGAUCCAGAGUGUGCCAGCCUCAUGCCACUUGACUGCCAGCCUCAUGCUGCUUUGGUCACCAUGAUACCUCUGCCAAAGCCACCUUCUUCAGAGCCAAAGCUGGGCCUCCAACCAGAACCCACGGUCAAGUUCCUGUUUACACUCCUGAGCGAAGUGGAGCCCCCUGAGCCGAAAGACCCUAAAGAGGACUUGGCGAUCCAGGAGAGCAGGUUCCUGGAUGAGGAAGACUGGGGCGCCCAGCAAACCUUGAAGGAAAUUAGCCAUUUGCAGAAUGCUUGCAUGAGGCUUCAGGAGUCGCUGAGCAGUAUUCAAGCAGAUAACCUGGCCUUGGGGGAGAAGCUGCAAAACCUGCCCAGCUUGUUGUAUGAGAUCCUGAGGGAGGAAGUAAAGACUGUCCAGGAAGAAGGGAAGGCCGUCCAGGAAGCAGGGCUGUUUCAGGUGGACAGGCAGCCCCAUGGCGAGUGGUGA